GACGUUAGUAGAGUUUUGGUGGUGACGUCGAGGGAAGGAGCCGAGGGAUUGGAGGUGGGUACAUACGCUUGCUGGGCACCGUGAUCACGAAAGAUCUCUCGGUCGGGCGGAAGGGAGUACAUAAAAUAUCCGGGUGCAAAAGUGGGGCAGUUGCACCUUUUUGACAAAAGAAAACAGGAAACCGCGGUAUUGAGGAUGCCUACUCGGCCAGCAUUUUCCCGAGCGUCGUGCGCAACACAGUACCCCGGUGUCCGAUCCCGAAAUCCGGUUCGGCCCAAGACACUAUCAAUUAGACAUCCCGGCCCAUCCAUCCCCGCAAACGCAUGGUGCCUACAGCCUACAGCAAUAUAUCUUGGAACAGAAAACAGGCCUCGGUCAAUUUCUCCCCAAACCGAGAUCUAGAUUGCGCUUGCCGUAUAUAACGUGUUCACCGCGCCCCCUUCGUGCAUCUUGGUCCAACCCCGUCCCAGAAGUCUGGCAACAAUGCAGUUCCUCCGUCUCCUUCUCCUCCCGGUCCUUGCGCUCACCGCCGCCGCCGCAGCGCCCCGUCGUGCUUGCCAGAAAGCGAUCUUCGUCCUCAGUGGCGAUUCCACCACGGCCCCCCAGUCCGCGGGCGGCGGCGGCUGGGGCAACGGCUUCAAGAACACGACUCUGCUCGCGCCCAGCUUCGCCGAGAACCACGCAGUGAACGGACGGUCAACCCAGAGCGUCCUCGCGAACGGUGAAUGGGCAGGUGUCUUGGACGCUGUGACGAAAUACAAAAGCCAAGGGAGCGUUUAUGUCACCAUCCAGUUUGGGCACAACGAUCAGAAGUUAGUGAAUUUCACGGGGCAGUUCGAGGUGAACCUUAAGAGGAUGGUCGGGGAUGUGAAGACGGCGGGCGGUGUACCGAUUCUCGUCACCCCCCUCGCCCGCCGCACUUACACCGACGGUGUGCUUACGGACAAACUUGCGGAUUGGGCGACGAUCACCCUCUCGGUAGCCAAGCAGACGAAGACGCAUAAAAUCGAUUUGCUGAAGGAGAGCAUGCGGUACCUUACCGCCAUCGGCGAAGCGAACGCGCGGAAGUUCGAUCUGGUAGCCGAUGAUCGCACACAUCUAAAUGAUGCGGGGAGCGUUGUGUUUGGGCGCAUGGUCAGCGACCUCCUAGUCGCGGAGAUGGGAGAGCCGGUGAGAUGUGUUACGAAGGCGGACAAGGAGCUUAGUAAGAAGAUUAAGGACGGGGUGAUGGCGAUUUAGACAGGGCUGUAUAAGUACUAAGGAAUAAAAAAAAUAGAAACAACGGUG
Tricharina praecox is the source of this 1287-nucleotide messenger RNA. RefSeq names its product SGNH hydrolase-type esterase domain-containing protein. The transcript has 2 exons. Lineage: Eukaryota; Fungi; Ascomycota; Pezizomycetes; Pezizales; Pyronemataceae. The record is from RefSeq and is a predicted model, not a curated record. The coding region runs from base 484 to 1239 and encodes 251 amino acids. Gene Ontology annotation, molecular function: hydrolase activity.